AAUCUCUCAACUUAUCUCUGGUAUCAGGUGGCAAGUGAGGUCUAAAUGACCUGGACCCUGCUCCUCAAUUGUUGUUAUAAUUUAAAAGAUGAUGCUGCGAAAUGUGCCGAACUUGCUGCGUGUCACCGUUUUUACUCCAAAAAUAUGUCAUCGAAAUAUGAAUCUUGUUCCUGUAGUAGUGGAAAAAACUGGUCGAGGAGAGCGUGCAUAUGACAUUUAUUCACGUCUUCUGAAGGAAAGAAUUAUAUGCCUUAUGGGACCGAUUACAGAUACUGUAGCUUCGCUAGUCGUAGCGCAAUUGCUAUUUUUACAAUCGGAGAGUGGCAAGAAACCUAUUCACAUGUAUAUUAAUUCACCUGGAGGAAGCGUCACCGCUGGCCUUGGAAUCUAUGACACGAUGCAGUACGUCCUUCCACCUGUUGCUACAUGGUGCGUUGGACAGGCAUGUUCGAUGGCAAGUUUACUCUUAGCUGCUGGAUCUCAUGGCAUGCGACACUCACUCCCUAAUGCCAGAAUUAUGAUACAUCAACCCUCCGGUGGAGUACAGGGUCAAGCUACGGAUAUUCAGAUACAGGCUGAAGAAAUACUAAAAAUGAAAAAGCAGAUUAAUAAACUGUAUGUAAAACAUACAGGGCUGGACUUACUUAGAAUAGAGAAUAGCAUGGAAAGAGAUAAAUUUAUGGAUCCUUUAGAAGCCAAAGAAUUUGGAAUAAUCGAUAAAGUGUUGGAACAUCCGCUGCAAGAGAAAGAAGGGAAAGAAGAGUUAUCGGAACUAUCGGAAACAUCUAGUACGACAACUCCGUAAUAAGUGUGCAUGACAGUGGUGAUAAUAUUUCAUAGUACUGUAAAACGUUUUUAUUAAUAUUUCAUAAUAAUAAUAUAUUUAAUAAUCAUCGUUAUAAAAAGUAUUCUAUAUGACCGCAGUCAAGCAAAGUACGAUGCAGAUGCACUUAUACCCUUGCUCCGUAUCAAUGGUUUUGAUUACUCCAUAGACAUUGACACGUUCUAACAAAGAGAGCAAGUUUAAUUAUAAGAACAAAUGCAGUCUUGAUAGGGGCAUCAAGCAUCUAUCAAGAUAAUUGCGAUUAAUAGUUUCACCACACACUUAUGGAAGACGGCAUUACAUAACAAUACGAUUGGCAGAAAAAUUAUACAGAAUAAAUUUAAUCGAAGAUGUACGCACGUACGAAUAUAUACAUGUUCCAUAGAAUUUUUA
Orussus abietinus is the source of this 1216-nucleotide messenger RNA. RefSeq names its product ATP-dependent Clp protease proteolytic subunit, mitochondrial (gene ClpP). The transcript is spliced from 5 exons. Bases 89 to 805 code for a protein of 238 amino acids. Lineage: Eukaryota; Metazoa; Arthropoda; Insecta; Hymenoptera; Orussidae. Gene Ontology annotation, molecular function: ATPase binding; ATP-dependent peptidase activity; serine-type endopeptidase activity. Gene Ontology annotation, cellular component: endopeptidase Clp complex. Gene Ontology annotation, biological process: protein quality control for misfolded or incompletely synthesized proteins. The record is from RefSeq and is a predicted model, not a curated record.